AUGAUCAUCUCGCGGUAUAUACUUUGGGCCCUGGCAUGCAUGCCUGCGGCUACUUUCGGCCGAUCCAUCUUCGCGUUAUUUGGCACUCAGACCGCUCUACAUGGUCAAUCCGACUGCGAUGGGACAGGAAUCGUCGACCCAGAUGGUAAUUGCAAUGGUACUGGAAUAGUGGACGACCCAGCCCCGCAUGGACGAGAAGGCUUCAAGUUUGAGAACCCCUCUACCAAGUGCAAAUAUGUAUCCCAGAUGCACAUCUGGGACUCCUUCAAGCACCUGGAGAAGGACAUGAGCAAGCUGUUCACGCUGAUCCACAAAGAUGUAGCCUUCACAGUCGUCGGGCACCACCCGAUCGCCGGCCGCUACCACGACCUAAUGCACUUUUAUGUCAAUGCCUUGCGUCGAGUCAGCAUGUUGUUUAUGGACCAUGCAGAUUUGUUUGAGAUUCAUCCACAGGGCAUCUAUGGUGGAUGUAACAGUGCGUGGUCGGUGCAGGAAAUCCAAUUCAAGGGCGUGAUGAACUCCGGCGACAACUUCGAAAUCAUCAACGUGUGGUUCACUCGGUGGGAUGAAGACCAGAUGGUUGAGAUCCGUACGUAUAUCGACGCGCCGAAGAUCAUGGAUGCGCUGCACAAGAACGAAAUCUGGUGGAAUGGUACGACUCUGCGGGACAACCUGCUUUACAUGCCAGGACCAGCGGGAAUGCCCGACUUGAAAGAACUUGGACAGCUGUUGGGAUAUCCCAAUGGCAGCAAAUAUAAGGAUUGA
Messenger RNA from Penicillium antarcticum, 765 nucleotides. RefSeq lists its product as uncharacterized. Bases 1 to 765 code for a protein of 254 amino acids. The record is from RefSeq and is a predicted model, not a curated record. Gene Ontology annotation, molecular function: DNA-binding transcription factor activity. The transcript has 2 exons. NCBI's taxonomy places the organism in Eukaryota, Fungi, Ascomycota, Eurotiomycetes, Eurotiales, Aspergillaceae. Gene Ontology annotation, biological process: response to xenobiotic stimulus.